UAUAACAGUAGAAAUUCCUUGCAAAAUAUGGCCUUACGAGAUCACCAAAGGGCAUUUUAUCUUUCAAAACAAUCCAUCUUUGUUUAUCUAUCUUCCAGCUGGUGAGUGAGGAUCAAAAUCAAUCAACACUGUUAGAUUCAGGGCCCUUGUCCCCUUUUCUUUUUGUCAAAAAUCGAUCGUGUAUACACACCUUGCAAUCGCAAUUUGAAUUCAGGAAUAUUAUUGUUAGGAAAUGGGUGCAUCCUCAUCAACCGAACAAAUUUCGCCUGAGCAACGUGAAGCUGAAUCAUUGGCUGCCUCCACAGGUGCUCUUUCUGCUCUUGAGAAAGCCUUUUCAACCCUCUCAGAUCCUGAAACCAAAACCAUCCCAAUUACUUCUUUAAAGGAAUGCUUUAAACUCUCCAUUGACUACCCAAAUUGUGAAGCAUCCUUCAAACCCGAAAGCUUUCCUGCAUUACUAAAUCAUCUCGGUCCUUCAAUACUUGAUCACUUCUUCAUAUCAGAUAAAGACGGUCUAAACUGGAUUACAUUCUUGAACAGCUACACCAACUGUUGUGGGCGAAUGCCCACAUCGAAUUCAUUAAACAACUUAUUAAAAGUAUUUGGAUCAGCAGUUGUGAAAUCAGGAGCCACAACCGGGAUGCAAAUCGAGUCUACAGAUGCGGAUUACAAGAUAAAUGGGUACCUACUCCCAGCUGAUUUGUUGAUGCUUCUUUGGAUGUGUUGGGUUAUGUCUUGGAGUUCUAGAAACCGACAGAUGGUGAAAGAAAAUGCGAUGUUUGGUCUUCCGGAUGUGAAUAAUUUGGUGUUGUCUGCUGUUUCGUCGUGUGUUGAAGGUGGUGCUGAGUUGAAUGUAUGGGAUGACGGUAUUUUGGGGUCUGAUAGACAAAUUCCGAUAGGGAAGCUUCAUGCGUGGGUAUUGAAAACGGCGCCGAACCUUCCGGAAUGUUUGGUGCAGUUCGUUCAUUCGAGAAUUUCCAAUUCUGCAUCUCAACAGGAUGUAUUGGAGCCAUCAUCCUCGUCUAGCGGUGACAGUCAUUCAAUAGCACCAUCGAAUAAUUAUCUUCUGACACCUGGCAGGGCAUGGUCUAUUUCCCUUACCCUCAGAAGUACUAUGCGUGACGAAAUGUUGAAAACAUGCUUUGCACCUGAUGCUGCUGAAGUUAAAGAAAACCUUCUAUACCGGUCUUCUCUUCAUGGCAAAGGUUUAAGCAGAUUUUGGUCAAAUGUUGAAGGGUAUAAUGGUCCAAUUCUUGUGCUUAUUUCUGCUACUUCAGAAGACCAUAGCUGGUCAAUUGGUGCACUUACUCACCAGGCUUUUGUGAACAAGGAUACAUUUUACGGAACGUCUGGAAGUCUAUAUGCUAUAAGUCCUGUUUUUAAUCAUCUUACAUCUUCCGGUAAAGAGAAGAACUUUGUAUACAGUCACUUGCAUGUAACUGGUUAUGAGGCAAAACCGAAGCCUGUAGGAAUUGCGUUUGGUGGGUCCAUUGGAAAUGAGAGGAUUUUCAUGGAUGAAGACUUCUCUAAGCUUACUGUGUGUCAUCAUGCGUAUGAUAAAACUUACCAAUCAGGUGCCCUUUUCCCAAAUCAGGGAUACUUGCCGACAGAAGCUCAUAUCUUGGAGGUUGAAGUUUGGGGAUUGGGAGGGGAAAAAGUAAAGGAAGCUCAAAAUAUCUUCCUGAAAAGAGAACUACUUUUCACCGAACAAAGGCGAAAGGUUGACUUAAAAACUUUCUCAAAUUGGGAAGACUCGCCCGAGAAGAUGAUGAUGGAUAUGGUCUCAAAUCCCAAUGCGGUACGGCGUGAAGAAAGAUGAUCAAACAUGCUUCGAAUGAAGGUAUGUGUUACAAUUGAAUAAAGGCUUUUGGGUAUGACGGUUAUCGGCUUUUAUGUUGCUUGAACCCGGUUGAGGUCAACGGAUAACAGGAUCAAUAGCAGUCUUUGGAUCCGCUAUAGGUUGAUUAAAGGGUAUAUUCAUAUGUUUGUUUACUUUGUAUGAUGAUUCAUGCAACUGAUGUAUAGAUGUUAUUUGUAUUGCUAUAAAAGUGUAAAACGCUUCACUCAGAAAACAUGUUUCACCUAA
Messenger RNA from Helianthus annuus (common sunflower), 2086 nucleotides. RefSeq lists its product as uncharacterized. Lineage: Eukaryota; Viridiplantae; Streptophyta; Magnoliopsida; Asterales; Asteraceae. The record is from RefSeq and is a predicted model, not a curated record. The transcript is spliced from 7 exons. Bases 233 to 1819 code for a protein of 528 amino acids.